CAAAGCUUUUUUUCUCUUCCCUUUCCCACGACUCCCCGUUUGGCUCUCUGGCGUCAAUUGCGCUUCGCACAAACGUCCGCCGCCAUGUCCGAGACCACCACCCCUCGCUCCCCAAGCGCCAUUUCCCGGCCUGUUAGCGAAGCGCUUCUCAACGAGAAGUGGGAUCGCUGCCUCUCCAACCUCCUCGUCAAGUCCACCCUCGGCCUCGGAUUCGGCGUCGUCUUCUCCGUCCUUCUCUUUAAGCGAAGAGCCUGGCCCGCCUACCUGGGCGCCGGCUUUGGUGCUGGACGAGCCUACGAAGAGUGCAACUUCAACCUGAAGCAGGCGGCCCGAGACCUGAAGAAGCCUUCAGCAUAAGCAUGAAAUAAACCCGGGAAAAAAGGUGGAAAGCCGCGGCUGAGAAGGGAUAGGACGAAGAAAAAGACAAUGGCGGAAUGGGAGU
Messenger RNA from Trichoderma atroviride IMI 206040, 442 nucleotides. The record is from RefSeq and is a predicted model, not a curated record. NCBI's taxonomy places the organism in Eukaryota, Fungi, Ascomycota, Sordariomycetes, Hypocreales, Hypocreaceae.